This is a messenger RNA of Gopherus evgoodei (Goodes thornscrub tortoise), 3431 nucleotides long. Its product is annotated as protein enabled homolog. The record is from RefSeq and is a predicted model, not a curated record. Bases 1 to 597 code for a protein of 198 amino acids. The transcript is spliced from 3 exons. NCBI's taxonomy places the organism in Eukaryota, Metazoa, Chordata, Testudines, Testudinidae.
AUGAUUGGCUGCGCUGGGCUUCCCGAGGGGGAAUUGCCUUGGGCGUCUCUGCAUAAAACAGCCAGACCUGGAGGGGCAGCCAGGCAAGCGGGGCCAGGCCCCGGCUGGAGAGGGAGGAAAGGAGCCCACCUUCCACCCCACCCCACCCCUCCCCAGCCUCUGCCUCUGGGCAGCCUGGGGCCACCCAAGCAGACUCCACACUCAGCUGGCAGCGUGCAGAGCCCUGCCCCUGGCCUGCCAGGCUCCCUCCUGCCCAGUGCAGCAUUCGGCUGGGGCACAGCGGGGGAGCCUUGUGCCCAGAGGACCCCGCGCAGCCCCCAGUCCUACUGGGGGCUGGGGAAGGAGCCUGAACCUGGCACAGGCGGAGGAUGGCUGCACAGGACGACGCUCCCACCCUCAGGACUGGCAGUGAUCUGCUGCACGCUCAUGGACCCUGGGAAGAGGCUGCUGGGUGAGUUCAGGAUGUUCCCACCUCUCCCUCAUGUGGGUCCCACUGUUGGCAGCUGUGGCUGGACACAGCUGGGCCCGCCGGCUGGAGAGCCCAGCCAAGCUAUGCAGGAGCAGGGGAACACCCUGAGGCGCACAGGUCUGGCGUGAGCAGGAAUUCUCAGAUCACCUCUUGGCUGUGAGUGGUGGUGCAGAGAAGACUGCACCUUUGCUGCAUGUCACCCAAGGGAGGAGGAAAUGGAGGGGACAGAGAGGUCUCUCCCAUCGCUAACCUGUCUGCGGCUACAGGCGGAUCCAGCGUGGCCCAACACCCAAAGCUGGCUAGUGGCCAGACAUGCAGAGGCCUCUUGGUGCCAGCCCUCCAGUGAACGCCACUUCAUUCACGUCUCGUUUCUAACAAACCCAGUGUAAGCAGCUCUCCCUCAGAUUGCCCAUGGGAAGUGGGCCCCCAGGUGCCCUUCCCCCUCCAUGGCUUGUGGGUGUGGCCUAGCAUUAGCUUAUACGCCCUUUGGGACAGGGAGCUCAGCCUGCCACCCACCUGGCGGCACCAGGCCCACCGGGAGCACUACACACCUAACAACAGUAUCUCCAGAGCAAACAUGGAGCCCCGAAGGGGACUUCCCAACGUAUCAAAGGGAGCCAGAUUGUCAGCGCUCACCGAGGCUGGGAAAGCAGGGCAGAUCCCCAGGCCUCAGCACACAGUCUGCAGCUACAUCUGGGGGAUAUGAUAGAGGUUUAGAUGAUCAGGAACGGUUUGGAGAAAGUGACUAGGGAAGAGUUAUCUACCCCUUCACAUAACACAAGAUCCAGGGGUCACUGAUGAAAUGACAGGCAGCAGGUUUAAACUAAACACAACACACAACAAACUUCUUCACACAACACACAGUCACCCUGUGCAACUCAUUGCCAGGGAUGUUGUGAAAGCCAAAGUAAAACUAGGUUCAAAAACAAAUUAGAGAAGUUCAGGGUGGAUAGGUCCAGCAAUGGCUAUGAGCAAAGAUGCAGCCCCACACUCUGGAUUUGCCUAAGCCUCUGAUUGCCAGAUGCUGGGACUGGACAACAGGGGACAGCUCACUGGAAGCACCAGGAUACUGUGCUAGAGAGACCUUUGUUCUGACCCAGCAGGGCCCUUCGUAUGUUCUGUGGCCCAGUGAAUUUCCCCAAGUUUCUGCUGGGAAAUGCUCCGUUUGUGCAUCAGCUACAUGUCACCUAAGGGAGAGCGAGCUCAAUGGCACUUUGGGCACCCAUAUUGACGCCAACCACCAGUGCCAUGGUGGCAGGAGAGCCCAGGACGCAGGGAGCAUGUGACAAAGGAGGCUAAGCUGAUAGUCUUCAAAUCCACUUGGCCUGCCCUAGAGCCUGCUGCUGGAGGGCCUUGAUUUGCGUUGGGCCUCUAGACACUACGGUACCGCACAGCAGUCUGCUGUAGGGGAGAGUCAGACAAAGCACAGCAGCUGUGGUCAGUUUCAGACUGGGUCGUGACAUGCCCCCUUCCUAAAUGCCCAUCUCAUCUCAGCUGGGUACUGCCCGUUUUCUGCAGUUCGCAAACCCCCCAAACUACUGCACAACAAACAGCACAGGGCCUAAUAACAGUGAUCCACCUUGGUGAAGCACUUUGAGAUCUAGAGUUUCAACUGCUGCCAAGGUGCUAAGUAUGUUAACAAUGGUUACAGGCAGCAGAGGACUAAGGGUUUUAUUUCCUUUAGGACAGGGCAAUAUCUACCUUUCUUCGUCAUCAGCUAAAGGUUCUCCACUGGGAAGCAAUGGACAAAGUUCCUAGAUACUGCUCCCUCUGCUCCCCACAGGGUCUGCUCUACCCACAGACCGCUGGCCCAAUGGGAAGAGACGUGGGGACGAGGAGAAUGGGGUAGGGGAAGAAAUUGGAAGUGGGGUAGGUGAAUGGCUCUAGUAGUUCCAGUUUUUUUGGAAGCCACCUGUUGGGCAAAUUCAGCCAUUGCCCAUGGCCGUCAGUUGUGGGCUUGAACCGGCCUGAAGUUUGGGAUGCCCAAGUUCCACCCCAAAACUGAAUGAGUUCUGCUCGUAGCAAGUGGGCAGCAGCACUGUGCCAAUGCCCAGCACACAGAGUCACACAGUAGUAGUAGACAGGGAAAGUCAAGAGCAGCAGACACAGCAGCCUGCUGCGUCAUGACCUUGGCCAUACCGAUCACACUUGAGAGCAAAGGUCGCAGCUCUCUAAGGCUGCAGAGACAGCUGCAGGUCUUUUGGUGAAACCACACGGCCCGUGUAUGUGGGACAUCAGACUAGCUGCUCACAAUGCUCUAAAGCCUUCAGGCCUAUGAUGCUAUAAACAGGUGCUUGCAAUGAUGCCAGGAGGAACUUAGCUGUGUAGAUCUGCUGGCCCACUCUGAUUGCUGUCUCUGUCUCCUUUCCUGUUGUGCCUGAUUAAUGAGAUGUGCUGGCUCUCCUGCUCCUCACCAGCACUUCCCACCCACCCAUGGGAACAAGCCAGUGUAGAAUAUUAGUGAUCUCAGAGAAGAAAACAGGCUUGUGAGUGUGUGGAGGGAGCUGGAGCAGGUUUCCCUUUGCAGACACACUCCUUUAUGGCUGAGAAAGAAAUAGACCUAAUGGAGUUUCAGUAAAGUCCAGCAUGGGUUUACUUGGCCCACGCUCAGAGUCGUCAGGAUCACAACCGCUGCGUCUGUCCCCAUAGCAGACACUAGCAAGUUCCCCUUAGAUCAGCCACUUCAGCACCUGUUCAGUCACAUCAAGCACCCACCUUCCCCAAGUAGUUAAAGAGACACUGUCAAGUUACAGAUUUCAACCCCCCAGCAUAUAUCCCACCUAUACUGCCAUUAACCUAUGAGAGCCUGCUCCUGCAAGGUACCAAAUGUCCCUAACUCCCAAUGACUUCAGGGCAGUUAUUUGGUCUGUAAAAAUGCUCAGCAUCCUUUUGGGUGCCAUAAAAAAUAAAGUAUCAGAGGGGUCGCCGCGUUAGUCUGGAUCUGUAAAAGCAGCAAAGAGUC